AUCUGAAGUACAUUACCGCACAGACAUUUGAAUUGCAUUCGUUCUUAUCAUUCUUCUGAUAACUUAAGGUACUGCUCUGGAAGAGACCAUUGCAAUAUCUUUUCACAGCUGGUAUUAAUGAUUCGAUAAUACCACCCACAACAAGAAGGUCCAAUAUCUGGAAGCACAACACUAACAGUACACAUUACGUACCCCUGUACCCCUUGAAAAUGGCUAGUCGUCAAAGAAAGUGCUCGUUAGCCAUCGAGUCUCCUGACUCUACAAGCUCAAACAACCCUCUCAAUGCAUUUCUUGUCUACCAGGAAAGCUCUAACGAGCUGGCUAUUGCCGACUCGACAGACCUGGUUCAUCUCAUGAAGUCACACUCCUGGCCCAACUUAAACAAUGAAGACUUUGUCGUCACCAACAGAAGAGUAUCGCUCUGCGAUCUCAACAACUUUAACGACGAGUUGCAGCAUUUAACCAGACGUAACUCAACUAACAGUGCACAAGCUCCUACGCAUCUCGCACAAUCUACACUGAACCUUCUUGAGGAUCUGGUCGAAAGCCCCUUUGGUGAUUUCUACUCUUACUCGUUCGAACCCAGGACUAUAACAACACCUAGAGCAAGAAAGAAGAGUGACACCAGCUGUAGAAACCACUUUCGUCGUAACUCCAUAGCCUUGAAGUUCGAGAACCCCAAGGUCAUAGACUAAACAGCUUGCUGCGGCAGCUGGUCCAUAUUUGCAUAUACUUACUGGUCUUGGUUGGAAUUCUACGGUUAUUUUAAUCCUACAAAUAAUAAUAUCCUACUUUGAUAGUCAUAUUUGUUACGACUAUUUCAUUUCUCUUUGAGACUAGGACACCUAGUUCAGAUGGUUAUGCUGUGGAAUUUGCAUACCUCAUAUAUAAUUUAUAGUAUUCCAUAGCUAAGGAAGUUGAUAGAGUCUAGGAAUGACGAUGCUAUUUUGAAUGAAUAUAUGUUUUCACAUU
Scheffersomyces stipitis CBS 6054 is the source of this 972-nucleotide messenger RNA. RefSeq names its product induced under oxygen limitation. The transcript has a single exon. NCBI's taxonomy places the organism in Eukaryota, Fungi, Ascomycota, Pichiomycetes, Serinales, Debaryomycetaceae. The record is from RefSeq and is a predicted model, not a curated record. Bases 210 to 695 code for a protein of 161 amino acids.